CGCACGGCUUGGCGGCCUGCUAGCCCUGGGGUCAGCGCCGGAGAAGGAUGGGGACCGCACCUUCGACUUCGCUGGGGGCCACCGUGGAGGUGGGGGCCAUCGCACACGGCGUGUGACUCCGAGUGCGUCUGGGGAGGAUGGACGACGAGGGCAUGGCGGACAGCUAACUGGGUCCCUCUUAGCGCCGAGGCGCGCGUCGCAGGUCCCGACGGGCUCCGUCGACGGCCGCGGCAGCGCGGAGCGAGUCACGGACCAUGAGGAGCGUUCGGACCACCUGGCCCAAGGGCAGCAUCGAAACUGGCCGCGUCCUGCCGCGCUGAGGGCCUGAGUCCGAGAGGGGCGCGGGCGGCCGGGCCGCACUGGAGCGCACCGCCAUGGCGAGGGAGGAGUGCAAAGCGAUGCUGGACGCGCUCAACAAGACGACCGCGUGCUACCACCACUUGGUGCUGACCGUCGGCGGCUCGGCGGACUCGCAGAAUUUGCGGGGAGAGCUGCAGAAGACGCGCCAGAAGGCGCAGGAGCUGGCGGUGGCCACCUGCGCCCGGCUGACGGCCGCGCUGCGCGACCGGGGCUUGGUCGCGGAGGAGCGCUCAGAGUUCGAGCGCCUCUGGGUGGCCUUAUCUGGCUGCCUGGACCUGCUGGAAGCCGACAUGCGACGCGCGCUGGAGCUGGGCACCGCCUUCCCGCUGCACGCGCCGCGGCGGCCGCUCGUGCACACCGGGGUGGCGGGCGGUUCCGCGGGAGUGGCGGCGCGCGCCCUGAGCACCCGCAGCCUUCGGCACGAGGCGGAGAGCGACUUCGACGUCAGGGACCUCCGCGCGCUGGAGCGUGAGAUCCUUCAGGUGGGCGAGAUGAUCCACAACAUGGAGAUGAAAGUCAACGUGCCCCGCUGGACAGUGCAGGCCCGGCAGGCCGCGGGCGCCGAGCUGCUGUCCAGCGCCAGCGCAGGCGCCUCCUCGGCCGGGGCCGUGUCCGCAGAGGAGCGCGCGGGGCCCUGCGACCCCAACAAGGCCCUGGCCGCCACCGUUUUCAGCGCCGUGCUGCUGGCAGCUGUGGCCCUAGCCGUGUGCGUGGCAAAGCUGAGCUGACCGGCACCGCCUGCUGUCCCCGCUCCCUCCCGGGAAGGGCUUGGAAUCUGGCUUGUUUAAGGGGAUUGGUUCAAAAACCCAGUGUGUGCAUGUGUACACGCGCGUUCCAAGCACACAUCUGCCUGGACAGGACACGGUUUCUCUUUGCUGGCCUGGCAGGAGUUAACUUUGUGCAGGCCGUCAGGGCAUUACCGCUAACGUGUGUGGGAGCUUAAUCCCCUAUUAAUAGAAAACCGUCACAGUGACCUGAGAGCCCCAAGUUAACACGUGCGCUGCUGGGCGUCUUUUCAGGGGGUCCAAAUUCAGUGCCCACCCUACCAGUGUCCCAUGGGACAGUAUGAAAAAGGGAAUGGGGUAGAAUGAAGUUUGGAGAGGGGUGCUGUUUUUCUCUCUAUGGGUGUCUCUUUCCUGGACAAGAAACAAUUUGCAAUAAGAUAUACGCAAUUUGUGUUACCUUAAUCGAUUGGGGCCUAAGUUCGGGAGCGUGGGCAGGUAGAGAAACUCUUACCAAGUGUUUUCUCCACUGAGCGCUAUUGCGCUUCCUGGCAGAGCUUAGCAUUAGUCAGGAACCAAAAGCAGCUAGAAGAGAUUUGAGGUCACGACCUCCCACUCUGUUCUGACUCUGUCCACCCACUCUCGAGGGAAUAUUCGGCUCCAGGGCACACACCUCGGUGGUGCGGAAAAGAGCUCUCCCCAGCCGGCCAGGAUGGGGUAAGAACGGAGGCUUUGGGGAGGGGCAAAUACUGUUUAAACAGGCGCUUUCUCCUUCUCUGGGGUUUAUUUUUGUUCCAGAACUAGACCUUUGGGGGAGGGCUGGGGAAUCCUCUUUGGAGAGCGUAAUCCUAUCAUUCCCCCCCUGACCCUGCACCGCGCCACCCCCGCCCCACAGAGGGUAAUGUGGUUUGAUCGGCCCACACAGGUUUUCAGCCAGUCAGCUCUGAGACUGGGUUAGAAGUAACAGCUUUAACUUGGGACGUUAAGAAGCUUUUUAAAAAAAAUUAUAAUCCUCUGAAAGAAAAAUGAAGUAGGCACAUCAUGUAUUAUCAAAACUGGUUUUUAAAAAAGAACGUUUCACCUGCCGAUGAUUCCAAUACAGCAGUCUUUGGACAUAUUCUGUUUUUAAAAUAUUAAAAAUAUUAUUUUUCCCCCCCCACAUUUCAUUUCAAAAUAAAAUCUAUACUCAAGGGUAGCAUAAACUACUGGAACCACAGGUGUGGGUACCAGAACGGAAGUGGCCCCUAAUUCUUUUGAUCAAUAAAUAAGGAAAUGUGGAAAAUAACCUUGGUUCCAAGAGGGCAUUUGCCUGAGCAGUGUUGCCACCUCCCACCUGUGGUCCAGAGAGGGCUGCGUUGCCUUCUUUAGGAAGUAAGGCUGAGAAAACAGGUGCAAGGAAGUAAGGCUGAGAAAACAGGUGCAUUUAACCUUCUAAAGGUAAUUUGGAAUAGAGCCCAGAGACUUUGGUUUGGCUGGAAACUGACAAGGAUUUUCUUUUUUCCACCCCAGAAGUGGGAAAAGGGACCAGGAGGAAAAGAUUGGGAGCUUUUUGUAAAGGCAGCUGGGAGAGCCAAGAGGCAGAGGAAGAUGUAGCUUCAGGAGAGCUGUCUGAACACCCAAUUCUAAGGGUCCCUUGCCACUUCCACCUCAUCCUGUCCCCCUCCCCCUCAGCACAGUAUCCAGAAAAAAAAAUCACGGGAUCUAUUUUGAUGUGCGUGUCUGUGUUCAUGCGUUUUAAAGACCCACAAGGUCUUAAGCCAAUUAAAUGUUUUAUGACAAUUACUAAUAAAAAGAACUCUUUCUGCCUCACCCCGUCUGGGUGGGUCUGAACAGGAACCACUUCCAAUUCUUUUGCACCUGCCUGCCUGGGGUGUCCUUGGAGAUGACACAGACAGUUUUAGGCCAGGCCUGAUUGUUCUAGCCUAUAAUCCCAGAACUUUGGG
Messenger RNA from Nycticebus coucang (slow loris), 3025 nucleotides. It is a transcript of the gene RGS9BP, whose product is annotated as regulator of G protein signaling 9 binding protein. The transcript has a single exon. The record is from RefSeq and is a predicted model, not a curated record. The coding region runs from base 375 to 1088 and encodes 237 amino acids. Gene Ontology annotation, cellular component: neuron projection; photoreceptor outer segment. Lineage: Eukaryota; Metazoa; Chordata; Mammalia; Primates; Lorisidae. Gene Ontology annotation, biological process: G protein-coupled receptor signaling pathway; detection of light stimulus involved in visual perception.